This is a messenger RNA of Callithrix jacchus (white-tufted-ear marmoset), 598 nucleotides long. The record is from RefSeq and is a predicted model, not a curated record. NCBI's taxonomy places the organism in Eukaryota, Metazoa, Chordata, Mammalia, Primates, Cebidae.
GGCCUGGCUAUUGUCACUAAAAUUUCAGAGGCAAGUCGCUUUUCCUCCUCGGCUGUCUAAGGAUAGGCCGCCAUCGUGAACGACACAGUAACUAUCUGCACUAGAAAGUUCAUGACCAACCUACUACUUCAGAGGAAACAAAUGGUCAUUGAUGUCCUUCACCCCGGGAAGGCAACAGCGCCUAAGACAGAAAUUCGGGAAAAACUAGCCAAAAUGUACAAGACCACACCGGAUGUCAUCUUUGUAUUUGGAUUCAGAACUCAUUUUGGUGGUGGCAAGACAACUGGCUUUGGCAUGAUUUAUGAUUCCCUGGAUUAUGCAAAGAAAAAUGAACCCAAACAUAGACUUGCAAGACAUGGCCUGUAUGAGAAGAAGACCUCAAGAAAGCAACGAAAGGAACGCAAGAACAGAAUGCAGAGAGUCAGGGGAACUGCAAAGGCCAAUGUUGGUGCUGGCAAAAAGUGAGCUGGAGAUUGGAACACAGCUGAAGGAGUAAAAGGUGCCGCAAUGAUGUUAUCUAUGGCCGUUGUGGAUUUUUCACGAGAAGCUUAUUAAUAAACUAAAAACUUUUGUGUGAAAAAAAAAAUUUCAGAAGCAA